Odobenus rosmarus divergens (Pacific walrus) is the source of this 2675-nucleotide messenger RNA. It is a transcript of the gene RPE65, whose product is annotated as retinal pigment epithelium-specific protein 65kDa. Gene Ontology annotation, biological process: zeaxanthin biosynthetic process; retinal metabolic process. The transcript is spliced from 14 exons. Gene Ontology annotation, molecular function: beta-carotene 15,15'-dioxygenase activity; retinol isomerase activity; all-trans-retinyl-ester hydrolase, 11-cis retinol forming activity. The record is from RefSeq and is a predicted model, not a curated record. Lineage: Eukaryota; Metazoa; Chordata; Mammalia; Carnivora; Odobenidae. Bases 47 to 1648 code for a protein of 533 amino acids.
CAUUCUGCACUUGGUGCCAGAACUCUCAAUCCUCCACCGAGAGAAAAUGUCCAUCCAAGUUGAACAUCCUGCUGGUGGUUACAAGAAACUGUUCGAAACUGUGGAGGAACUGUCCUCACCGCUCACAGCUCAUGUUACAGGCAGGAUCCCCCUCUGGCUCACUGGCAGUCUCCUUCGAUGUGGGCCAGGACUCUUUGAAGUUGGAUCUGAACCAUUUUACCACCUGUUUGAUGGGCAAGCCCUCCUGCACAAGUUUGACUUUAAAGAAGGACAUGUCACAUAUCAUAGAAGGUUCAUCCGCACUGAUGCUUACGUCCGGGCAAUGACUGAGAAAAGAAUCGUCAUAACGGAAUUUGGCACCUGUGCUUUCCCAGAUCCCUGCAAGAAUAUAUUUUCCAGGUUUUUUUCUUACUUUCGAGGAGUGGAGGUCACUGACAAUGCCCUUGUUAACGUCUACCCAGUAGGGGAAGAUUACUAUGCCUGCACAGAGACCAACUUCAUUACAAAGAUUAAUCCCGAGACCUUGGAGACAAUUAAGCAGGUUGAUCUUUGCAACUAUGUCUCUGUCAAUGGAGCCACUGCUCACCCCCAUAUUGAAAGUGAUGGAACUGUUUACAACAUUGGUAAUUGCUUUGGGAAAAAUUUUUCAAUUGCCUACAAUAUUGUAAAGAUCCCUCCACUACAAGCAGACAAGGAAGAUCCAAUAAGCAAGUCAGAGGUCGUUGUACAAUUCCCCUGCAGUGACCGAUUCAAGCCAUCUUACGUCCAUAGUUUUGGUUUGACUCCCAACUAUAUUGUUUUUGUGGAGACGCCAGUCAAAAUUAACCUAUUCAAGUUCCUUUCUUCAUGGAGUCUUUGGGGAGCCAACUACAUGGAUUGUUUUGAGUCCAAUGAAACCAUGGGGGUUUGGCUUCAUAUCGCUGACAAAAAAAGAAGAAAGUAUCUCAAUAAUAAAUACAGGACCUCUUCUUUUAAUCUCUUCCAUCACAUCAAUACUUAUGAAGACAAUGAGUUUCUGAUUGUGGAUCUCUGUUGCUGGAAAGGAUUUGAAUUUGUUUAUAAUUACUUAUAUUUAGCCAAUUUACGUGAGAACUGGGAAGAGGUGAAAAAAAAUGCCAGAAAGGCUCCCCAGCCUGAAGUGAGGAGAUACGUGCUUCCUCUGAAUAUUGACAAGGCUGACACAGGCAAGAACUUAGUCACCCUCCCCAACACAACUGCCACUGCAAUUCUGUGCAGUGACGAGACCAUCUGGCUGGAGCCUGAGGUUCUCUUUUCAGGGCCUCGCCAAGCAUUCGAGUUUCCUCAAAUCAAUUAUCAGAAGUAUGGUGGGAAACCUUACACGUACGCCUAUGGACUUGGCUUGAAUCAUUUUGUUCCAGACAGGCUCUGUAAGCUGAAUGUUAAAACUAAAGAAACAUGGGUAUGGCAAGAGCCUGAUUCAUAUCCAUCAGAACCCAUCUUUGUUUCUCACCCAGAUGCCUUGGAGGAAGAUGAUGGUGUAGUUCUGAGCGUGGUGGUGAGCCCUGGGGCAGGACAAAAGCCUGCUUAUCUUCUGAUUCUGAAUGCCAAGGACUUGAGUGAAGUUGCCAGGGCUGAAGUGGAGAUUAACAUCCCUGUCACCUUUCAUGGACUGUUCAAAAAAUCCUGAGCACAUUCUAGCACAUUAUAUUUCUAUUGACAAAACCAAGAAAAACAGUCAGGUCUGCAAUCAAAUUCUGUUCAAUUUUAGCCUGCUGUAUUACAUGGUUUUAACUUGCAGAUGCACACAAUUUUGCAAUAUUUUACAGAAAGCACAGAGUUGAGCAAGCAAUUACUUUAAAAAAAAGCAGCAUAUAUUUAGAUAAUCAUACUUUCUCUGUGAGACAGGCAGACCAUAACUAAAAACUCUUUAUAUAUUUAGCAAUCAAAUAGAAAAUGAAUGUGGAUUUAUUAAGCUUCUUUGUUCCUAUUGUAAAAGUAUAUUUUAGGUACCCAUCUUCUCCAGUUAUUUUUUAACAUUUAAAAGCCAAAGUUCUCUACACCUGAUUUGUAUGUGGCUUCGUUGAGGCAAGGCAGUAUCAUGCAAAAAGGCUUAAUUACUAAAUGUCAGACCAAACUUUUUCACAAACCAAGGACUAUCAUCUAAGAGUAAUCCUAGUAAUAAGUACGUGUGUAUGUAUAUACUGUUCCAAGAUUCUCAAGCUUUAUGAACUCUAACAUUUCCAUUUAAUAUAGGCAAUUACUGAUUGUUUCUGAUUUUACAAUAAGAAAGCCUAUCUCUAAUUAACUGACAGCUCUAACCAAAUAACAUCACAGAGACUAAGUUAUCUAUUAAAAGCUUAUAUAACAUCAAAGCAAUUACAUAUAGUAGUGACUAUAAUUUUUGAAAUACUUACAAAUAUAAUUUCUACUUAAAAUCAGAGUAUAAGAUAAUGUCAGGACGUUAUACUAUGUUGCCUCAUGUUUAAUUAUAUUUAAGCACUGUGCAAUCAGCUGACCUAAGCAAAAGACAAAGAGAGAGAAAAAGAGAUAAUAUUAAAAUUAACAUUCAGAUAUUAAUACAUUUAAGUACUUUUAUUUUUAAAAUUAUUCUCUUAUUGCUACAUGUUGCAAAAAAUGGAGAUUGACAAAAAUUAUAUUAUAUAUCUUAAUCCUGGUAUGUAUUUUAUGCUAAGAAGUUUUACAUAUCAUUGUAC